UUGUCUGGCAGGGCUUGGCUGUGCCCUCCUGGGCUGCAGGGUUGUGAGUGCCGCGGGUUUCCUUUUCCCGAGCCCCACACAAGGCAGGACUCGGGGCCUGGUGGCCUGAAACGGGAGGUGAAAAUGUAGCUUUCUAGUAAUGGCAACCUACACUUGUAUCACUUGCCGUGUGGCUUUCAAGGAUGGUGACAUUCAGCGUGCCCAUUACAAAACUGACUGGCACAGGUACAACCUGAAGCGUAAAGUUGCUGACAUGCCUCCUGUCACUGCUGAGAAUUUCCAAGAGAGAGUCCUAGCGCAGAGAGCAGUUGCAGAGGAGCAAAACAAAAUCACUGCCACUUACUGCACAGUUUGCAGCAAGAGAUUCUCCACCUUCAAUGCCUAUGAGAAUCACUUGAAGUCCAAGAAGCACCUGGAGUUGGAGAAGAAAGCUGUUCAAGCUGUUAGCAAGAAGGUAAAAAUACUAAAUGAGAAGAACCUGGAAAAGGGGCUGGCCCCAGAGAGUGUGAACAAAGAUGAAAUGAAUACGGCUAUUCAGCAAGCCAUCAGAGCUCAGCCAUCUUCCUCUCCAAAGAAAACACAUUUAUUUCCUAGUAAUGCAAGUAGCUCUCCAGUGUCUAAGGAAAGUGCCAGCUUAUCACAGAGCAGAGAGCGACCAGAAAUACCUCCUCGACUGCAGUGGUUUGAACAGCAAGCAAAGAAGCUGGCCAAGCAACAAGCAGAGGAGGAAGAGGAUAAUGAAGAAGACUGGGAAGAUAUGGAUUCUCAUGAAGACUUCGGCUCUGAAGAAGAGAUGGAAAGUGUGGGAGAAGAAGAGGAGGAACAGGCAGAAGCUGAAAGCACACCUGCUGUCGGGGCUAUACCAGUCACAGACUGCUUGUUCUGUCCCCAUCAUUCAAGAUCUCUCACAAAAAAUGUGGCCCAUAUGACAAAAAUUCACAGCUUCUUUAUUCCAGACAUAGAAUAUCUCGUGGACCUCAGAGGACUAAUCAAGUACCUGGGAGAGAAAGUUGGUGUUGGGAAAAUCUGCAUCUGGUGCAAUGAAAAAGGGAAAUCCUUCUACUCUACAGAAGCAGUACAGGCUCACAUGAAUGAUAAAAGCCACUGCAAACUGUUCACAGAUGGAGAUGCUGCCCUGGAAUUUGCAGACUUCUAUGAUUUUAGGAGCACUUACCCUGAUCACGAGAACGGGGAAGAUGUGGAGGUGCCUGGAAAGCGCCCAGCAGAGAGAGAGUUGGAUUAUGAUGAUGACACCAUGGAGCUGAUCCUUCCUUCAGGUGCAAGAGUGGGUCAUCGUUCUUUGAUGAGAUACUACAAGCAACGGUUUGGUCUGUCAAGAGCGGUGGCUGUUGCGAAAAACAAGAAGGCAGUGGGUCGGGUGCUGCAGCAGUACAGAGCUCUGGGCUGGACGGGCCAGGCAGGGGCCUCCUCCGCUCAGCUGCGUGAUAUGCAGUACCUGCAGAGAAUGAAGGCAAAGUGGAUGCUCAAGACAGGAAUGAGUAACAAUGCUACAAAGCAGAUGCAUUUCCGGAUGCAAGUCAGAUUCUGAAUUCCCAAAAGAGCUGCAUGGAACUGGUUAUGGGAAGGGGGAUUUAAUGGUCUCUGGGUUGUGGAUUCUGUUAUUAAAAUGGACCUGGUACCUGUCCAAUGCUGAUGUGUGUGCUGGUGUGCUUUCCUGUCUGAGAAGAAGAGAAGGGAACUUGUCUAUUGCAGUGAAAUGAGGGUUGGCCUAACUUAAAAAUAAAAUAUCUUCUGUGGAA
Pseudopipra pipra is the source of this 1760-nucleotide messenger RNA. It is a transcript of the gene ZNF622, whose product is annotated as zinc finger protein 622. Lineage: Eukaryota; Metazoa; Chordata; Aves; Passeriformes; Pipridae. The transcript is spliced from 7 exons. Gene Ontology annotation, molecular function: nucleic acid binding; zinc ion binding. The coding region runs from base 140 to 1549 and encodes 469 amino acids. Gene Ontology annotation, cellular component: preribosome, large subunit precursor. Gene Ontology annotation, biological process: ribosomal large subunit biogenesis. The record is from RefSeq and is a predicted model, not a curated record.